Molecule: messenger RNA, 811 nt
Organism: Gossypium raimondii (Peruvian cotton)
Lineage: Eukaryota; Viridiplantae; Streptophyta; Magnoliopsida; Malvales; Malvaceae
Product: MYB-like transcription factor EOBII
Exons: 3
Coding region: 3-773 (256 amino acids)
Biological process (GO): regulation of DNA-templated transcription
Cellular component (GO): nucleus
Molecular function (GO): DNA-binding transcription factor activity; sequence-specific DNA binding
Source: RefSeq, a predicted model, not a curated record
UAAUGGCUAGACACUUUGGUUGGAGUAUUAUGGAAGAAAGCUGGAGGAAAGGUCCUUGGACAGCUGAAGAAGAUAAGCUUCUUAUUGAAUAUGUCAAGUUACAUGGUGAAGGUAGAUGGAACUCUGUUGCCAAGCUUGCGGGGUUAAAAAGGAAUGGAAAGAGUUGUAGGCUAAGGUGGGUGAAUUAUUUAAGGCCAGACCUUAAAAGAGGCCAAAUAACACCACAUGAAGAGAGUAUAAUUCUUGAACUACAUGCAAGGUGGGGAAACAGGUGGUCAACAAUUGCAAGAAGCUUACCUGGAAGAACUGAUAAUGAGAUCAAGAACUACUGGAGGACCCAUUUCAAGAAAAAGCCUGAUAACUCCAUUAAGGCAAAAGCUCGAAUACUUAAAAGGCAACAAUUUCAACAGCAACAAAUCCUGCAACAACAGCAACAACAAUAUCAACAACAACAAAACCAAUUAGACAUGAAAAGGAUCAUGUCUUUGCUCGAUGAAACGGAACAUAAAGUUCCGUAUGUGCCACAGAUGAGUAGGCAAGAAACUAUGGGUACUACUAAUUCGUACCUCAACCACAACAGCACGACGGAUCAAGAACAAGGCUUCGUUUAUCCCAUGAUAAUCGAUGGCAAUGUUUCGAGCAGCGAUACAUCGAACGAGGAAUUUCUUUGGGACGGUUUAUGGAACUUGGAUGAUGAUUUCAAUGGGAAUUUCAGUGCUGCAUGUGCAACGAGCAAAGCUAGUUUGCACAAUUUAGCCACCCCUUUCUGCUAAUUUUCUUUGAUUUAACAUAAAUGAAUAACUUUUUCAGA